This is a messenger RNA of Zeugodacus cucurbitae (melon fly), 1330 nucleotides long. Its product is annotated as putative inositol monophosphatase 3. Gene Ontology annotation, molecular function: 3'-nucleotidase activity. Gene Ontology annotation, biological process: phosphatidylinositol phosphate biosynthetic process. Gene Ontology annotation, cellular component: endomembrane system. The transcript has 2 exons. NCBI's taxonomy places the organism in Eukaryota, Metazoa, Arthropoda, Insecta, Diptera, Tephritidae. The record is from RefSeq and is a predicted model, not a curated record. The coding region runs from base 149 to 1219 and encodes 356 amino acids.
UUGUUUACAGUACAAUUGUUGAUUUUAUUUGUUUUUGUUUGCGGGUAGCAGCAAGUGUAGUUUGACUUGGACACGACAUCAAAUAAGCUUUCCUUUCCACAACAACUGUGGAGGUAGCUUGCUCACAUAGAAAUUAUUGGGUUAUUCUAUGAGCCAAACGAAACGAAGAGAAAAAAUGGGGCGCACGAUACAUAUCCAUCGAGUGCCCGCUGCCAUUGCUCUCAUCACGAUAACACUUAUUCUAGUGUAUUUCGUAAAUUUCCAUCAGGAUGAACGACCUGCUGUAUAUGGAUUGCUACGCAAUCAAAAUAAAGUGAAUUUGCGCAAACUGCUUAUUGGUGCCAUACAGGCAGCACAACGCGGUGGUAUGGAAGUGCUGGACGUGGCGCAAUCGCGAGAUUUAAGAGAACGUAGUAAAGGUAAAACCGAUGAGGGCGCGAACGAUCCGUUCACGGAUGCGGAUGGACGUUCUCAUUGUGUGAUGAAAGAAGGGUUACAUCGUAUUUUCCCACGCGUAAAAAUAUACUCUGAGGAAGAUAAAGAGAGCUGCAGCAAUGUGAACACUUUCGAUUUGGAUCCAACAGUACUACACGAAACAGCCGACCUGCCUAAUGAAUUGGUUGACAUAAAAGACAUCACAGUAUGGAUUGAUCCACUAGACGCAACUCAAGAAUUUACAGAAAAACUUUAUCAAUACGUCACAACCAUGGUGUGUGUAGCAGUGAGAGGAAAGCCUAUAAUCGGUGUUAUACACAGUCCGUUUAUAGGACAAACCGCAUGGGCUUGGGUGGAUCGUUCAAUGUCUGAAUAUUUAGCAUCCAUACACCCUGUUAAUCCAGAUACUUCAAAUCCACUUAUAACGGUGUCACGUUCUCACGCUGGUAGCGUAAAAGAUUUGACACGCAAUGUUUUCGGUGAAAAGUCGGAGAUCUUAACGGCUGCCGGCGCUGGUUAUAAAGUCCUGCAAGUAAUAUCCAACAAUGCCACGGCGUAUUUACAUUCAACGAAGAUUAAGAAAUGGGACAUUUGUGCGGGAGAUGCUAUUUUAAAUGCCUUGGGCGGUGUUAUGACGAAUCUCAAGGAUGAGUUGAUUGAUUAUGGUCCAGAUGGUUCACCAGUCAAUGAUCAGGGAUUAUUAGCCUCGCUUAAGAAUCAUGAUGAGUAUAUCGAUAAAUUGAUGGAGUAUCGAAAGAGCCACAAUGCGCCUGCACACAGCUAGUUUGAACAUUUUUUAUACACGGAUUUAGAAUAUAGUUAAAAAGCUCAGGCUAUUAUUUUUAGGUUAUAUAUUUUGCGUAAUAAUAUAACACUGUUUUGUACUCAUACUGAA